AUGAACACAGAAGGCUCCAACCUUACCAGCCCCCAGGUCUUCCUCACAGUUCCGGUCACUCCUGGGACUCUUGUGGAGGUGGCUGGCCCUCUCCCUGUGCUCAUUGCCCUGGCCUGCAUCUUCCUGCUGUUGGCCUCCUGCCUGCUGUUCAUGAUACUCUGCAAGCCAGCUGCGCUGGACCCAGGCCGCCAUAGGGCCCGUGAGUGCCUGCCGCACCACCCGGCCAGCCCCAGCGAGCCCCAGCUCAGGCUCUGGAAGCGUCUGGGCUCCUUGCGCUGCUCCUUGCACAGCUUCCGCCGCAGCUGGCCUGCUGCCCCGCGACGCCCCCUGCCGGGUGGCUGGGAAUGCACAGAAUCCACCAAGAUGUGACAGGGUAUUCAUGCACAGGCCUGUUCCUG
Molecule: messenger RNA, 398 nt
Organism: Castor canadensis (American beaver)
Lineage: Eukaryota; Metazoa; Chordata; Mammalia; Rodentia; Castoridae
Source: RefSeq, a predicted model, not a curated record